AGAACGAGGCUUUUCUUCGAAGAAAGCGAAAGUGCUAAAAUGGGAGGCGACAAGGAAGUGCUGUAUGCAGAAAAGGUUUUGAUUCCUUGCCCAGUAUUUUCUUUUCCUUUAAGCCUCGAAAUCCUUCCCAUGAUCCGUUGAAACUGUUAAGAGCCAUUCUACUCGGCUAAAAAGAUGGAAACACCAAACGGAGCAAGAAGAUCGCCAUCCACUCCUCGCCAAAUUGCAAAGCAGUCGUUAUGGACCACGCAAACAGGACCAUUAGUUGAAGCUAACACGUCUGCAAUGCAUUCAUAUUCCUCUACCGUAAGCUCUUUUACUAAUUUUUCAUUGUCAAGCCAAGACAUUUUCUUAGAAAGACAGUGUUCUGUAGCCAGUGGUGAUGAUAUUUUGCUUGUCUCAGAAAGAGUAACUGGUUGGCAAAGACUACUUAGAAAUCUCUUGGCACCUGAGGACUCUAGUGAUCUUGUUAAUCAGCUGGAGGCAGAUAGUAGACAAUUUAAUUGGAAAGUACAAGAUGUUUGUGCUAAGGCAUUGGGUGAAUGGAUUAGGAGAAAGGGUGAUCAAGCAACUAUUACGAGGCUAUUAAGUUCUCUAGAAAACAUUCACCGGAAAGAUGUAUCUGAUGAUUUAAAGAAAAGAUACUGCUUUACGUCUCCAGACUUGCCACUCUUUACAAAUAGGACAUUCAGUAGCAUUCCAAGCUCAAUGUCGUCUGCAGCCUCAAGUUACAUUGCCUUUGAUGUUCCAGAAUUUGAUCAAAACGAAGAUAAAGUGUUUGAAGAGGAACCGUCAGACACUGAAGGGCUGCGUAACUCAAAAGAGGUGGAAAAAAUAUUAAGCGAACUUAACGACCCCAAAAAGUUUGUUAUCUGUUUAGUUGGGCCACCAAAAAGCGGGAAAAUAACAUCCCUAAACAUUCUGUAUCAGAAGAUCCAGGAAGGCCCGUUCUUUGAAAGUACUAGGGUCGUGAGAAUUGUGGCUGACAGAAACUUAAACAGUAACGGGUUAAACAAGAAAAUUAUCGAGGAGAUAACAAGAAAGCCACAAGCUGAGGCAGAUCAUAGCAAAAAGGCUGCCCGUGCCUUAAAUGGGUUGCUCGAAAAUUACAAUGAAAUAAUCUUGAUUCUCGAUCUUUCCUUGAUCUCGUUGACUCAAACUGGCAGAAGCAUUUGUGAAUGUCUCUUAAAAUUAAGAAAAGAUACCAGGCUCGCUACUAAGUUAAAAAUUGUUGUCAGCGCCGUGACGUCAUUGAAAAGAACAAGUUUGUAUGCGCAGAACAGACACAGUUCGGUGGAAGUAGUAGCGAAACCCUUAAGUGAACAAGAAGCGAUGAACUUUAUCAGAGAAAAGGAUCCAAGCUUUUCAAAAAGGAUUGCAAAUCUUAUCGUAUCGAAAAUUGAGUGCUUCCCUUUCUAUCUUACACGAAUUACUGAAAGGGAUAUUGAAAGUGCAUUCGUUGUUGACAACAAGGAGGAUCUACUCCGUUAUAUUGAAUGCAAGUUUGAAGAAGUGGAAAAGAUGCUUUAUGAUGAAGAAGUUAAAGAGACCCUAGAGGCGAUUAUGGGCAAUCUUAAUGUGACAGAAAAAAGACUUCUGAUCCAGGUUUUGACUUUCACGAGCAGAUUUAAUAUUGAGCAAGCAAAUCGUAUUGUUAACUGCAGGGAUGAUUUGGAGGACAGUACACUGAAUGUAUUCUGUGAGCAGGGCACUUUAUUUUUGUCGAGAGAGUGUGUUGAUUUCAAAGGAAUGGUGUAUAACAUCCCCCGCGUCAAUGGUUAUAUCCUAAGAAGUUUGACUGCAUCCGAUGACACUCUCAAGAAUUCACAAAUGGAAGCACUUGCCAAGCAUCAGGAGAUGUUUCUUAACUUAACUGUACUUUUAAGCAACUGUUUCAUGGGAUUGCCAAUUGGUGCACGAGAGGAGCUUCGUGUUCUAGAGCCAUUCACUCCUUCAGAUGGUGUUCCAGUCGAAAUGUCACUAGCACAAUGUUCUACCGACAAGAGAGUACAAAGAAUCGUUAGACUUUUUAGGGAAACAGAAGAUGACAUCAUAAAGAGUCUGAUGAUUUGCAGUGAGCGUAAAAGCAUGUACGAGCCAGCUGUCCGCACUGCAACCCAGCUGAACGUAUUCCAUUUUCUUAUUUACAUGCUCAAGCCUAUGCUAGUUGGCAGAAUAUACAGACGCAUGAAACGAGAGGCUUUGAAUUACAAAGAUAAUGCUUUUGUUGCUAAGCUCAACGUGUGCAUUGCCUCGAUGAGCAUCCACAUUAAUGGCAACAGGAAGUUCAGUUCUGAAGCAAAGAGUCUCUUCCAAGCAAGUUUGGAAAGCCUAGAGGAACUAAAAUGUGAUGACAGUGACACAGAGAUGCUUUACACUCAUUGCUGGCGAGGAAUGGGUGUUUGUUUGCUUGCAGAGAGCCUAAAAAGGGAUGGCGAUACGUCGAUGGAUCAUUUUAACAAAGGGAUGGAGUAUAUUAAAGAUGCCAAAACAAUGCUCCUCAAUCUUGCUCAACAAACUCUCGCAAACAAUGCUCAAAGAAAUGUAGUAAACAGGGCAUACGCUGCAGAUUGCGAUCAGCUCCAAACAGCGUUCAGUUUGGAGACGACGGAGGCAAACGAUGCUCAGGAUUUAUUGACGGAAUCUACAAAAAUGUUAGAAGACAAUCUUGGCCGCGAACACCCUUUCACAUGCAACGCUUAUUUUGUGCAAAGCAUGUUGCACAUGAAGAAGAACGAAUUCAAGGAAGCUAAAAGGAUUCUUUAUUCCAAUUUAGAGAUGGAGAAAGUCGUCCUUGGGAUCCAUUGGCAGACUGCAAAGACGCUUUACGAAAUUGCUUCAUGUAUUAGGAAGGAGCUUCAGGCGAAUGGACUAGACGAUCAGAUUACACCAACGAUGUCCGACGAGGUACACGACGUUAGGGUGCAAGAUCAGAAACAAAUGGAGGCUGAACCCUCUCAAGGGUUUUCUUUAGAUAGUGAUGUAUCGGACCACAACCAAGUUAUUAAGAGCGAGCGAACAAGAAAUGACACAAUCACUGCUUCGCAAUUCAAUGGUGAUGAGUUAAAGGAGAUGAGAAGUCUGUUAAAACAGGCCGCACGUUUUGCCCUGUUCGCUAAUGGAAAAUGCAAAUUAGCACAAAACUGUUUCCUUAUGCUAGCAGAAACAAGCCGGCUACUGGGAAAGAGAAGAGAAGAAAAUUACUUCAACGAGAAGGCAAUUCGAUGCCUCAAGGUUUUUUGAAACUAAGUUUUGUAUAUUGUGUUCAAUUUUUCGUAAUUUGGUUUUCUCAAAUAUUUUGAUUUGAUAUGUACCAAAGGCCUCUUUGAAGUUCGUCCUAAAACGAACCUAAUUAAUUGUUUUGACGAUCAAGUCUCUUAAAGCUUUAAUAGAAUGAAUGUAUCACUUUGUAUAUCACAAUAUACAGACAGACACACUGAUUAAUCCUACACAAAAUAUAAAUGAUUCGAUUUCAAACAUUACCCUAGUUCAAAUCAAAACCUUGAAUAUGAUUCAUUAUACGUAUCAUAUGUAUACCAUUAAACAGUACCUCUUACCUUCGAUACAUCUUAUCGCAUAUGUGACGUAAUCGUUCGUUUCGUUUCCUUUGGUAUGCAAAUAUGUAUACACACUACAAUCCCGGACAAAAAUGGUUGAGACUUUUCAAAAAUGGCUUAUAUUUUCACUUUCCUUUAAAAAAUAACGUUUCCCCUUUCCCCAAUUCAAUGUUGAAUGCAUGAUUCUGAAGGAGAAAUGAUAGAACUACAAAUCCAACAUUGCUUCGCAGGGAAACGAGGGAUUCGAAUUUACAGGGGCAAGGUAAAGUAGAAAAUUACAAAAAUUGCAUUUUUUCUCAACAUUUUAUCCGGGAUUGUAGCUCUUUGUCGCUGCGUCAACAAGAACAAUAAAACAAACAAAAUGUUUUCUUUUAGUUUGUUUCCCUUGGAUAUUUUCUUUUGGAUUUUGAUAUUUUUUUGUGUGCAUUUUCUGUAUUUUUGUAGUUAUUAAUUGAACCAUAGUAUUAAAAACACAGCUUAUCCUCUUGCUGAUUUCAAACCAAUUCGAAAUUUGUGGCAUAGGUCGUGCUAAAGACAACGAAGUAAAAUAUCUGAAAGACAUGCUGAAGACAACGAAGUGUGUUGAAGUUCGCGUCCUUCUUGUAGGUGGGUCCCAAAAACUAAGUUAGCUGCGUGUGGUACUUAUCUAAAUAACGACGAAAACAGACUGUUAGCAACACGAUGUUAUCAAGUGACAAGUCAAUUUCUUGUAGAUUGACCGAUACUUAUCAGGGAAUCUGAUUGGUUAGAAUAAGUCUGUCAAUCAAAAUCAACCAAUUAUAAUUAAAGCUUGUUGUACACGUGUCACUGUAUGAAAUAUUUUACUCCUUUGAUGAAAGUAGUUGUUCUCUUGUUUUGCAAUAUUAGAUUUUUGAGUUUAAUAGCAAGUUUUUAUUGCAAGUUUUUAUUGCAUAUUUUUUGCAAUUGAUUAUUCGUGAUGAUUAAAUGAUUUUUAAUGUUUGCAUUGAUGAAAUUUAAUGAUUAAAGAUUUUUUAUGGUAAUUGUUAUGACUCGUUAUAUCAUUUCAAACUAUUCUAUCGUUGAUCGACAAUCACACCAUCACAGAAAAACAUUUUUAAUCAGUACCGUAUUCUCAAAGCACCCUUGGCAUCGUAGACCCAUAUGGUAUUAAAUCUUUAUUAUAUGUAAAUUGCCAUAUUGUUAUCCAGAGCCUCUGCCUCUUUAACAAACUUCCAAAGCCUGACGUAACAAUAACAUACUUUCAGAAUCUUUUUUCUUUGACGGCAUAACUUGGAAGAACACCGUUAAAGGGCAUAUACCGUAUUAACAAUUGGCUAAUAAAGCAAAAGCGUUUGGAGUGGAAUUCCACUGUUUCGUGACUUUUCAUUUCUUCUUCUUUAUUUUUUAUUCCAAUCAUGUUGGAUACAUGCCCUACAUGUUGACACAUGUUGGAUACAUGUCGGCACAUGCCCUUUAAAUACCAGGUGAAUUCAGUUAAAUUUGUUUCAAAUUGACUGGAAUAUAGCAAGUAAAAUAACUGAGUUUUACACACAUCAUGCUGUUGUUUAAGGUUGGUUAAAAGUUGUUAGAAGCAAGAGAAAGAACCUGUGCUCAUUUCUAAGCUAAUCUAAAUACAUGUGAAUUAUACUAUUCAUAUAUAGGUAUUUCAUAAUGCACAUUCAAGUCUGUUCGAGUAAUAGGUCUCUUACAGUUUGCCUCAAGAGGAGAUUUCAAUGUUGCAAUAGGUCAUCUCCUAUCCUACGGUAAACCUCAUCUAGCGGAGGGUCUUCAGCGGCCAGUUAUUUUCAAUUGUUGAUUUUUGUUAAUGUUGAUUUGUUGUUUUUGUUAAUUGUUGACAACAUGUUGUUUUUUACCCACAUGUCGCUAUACGACGGAUGUUAAAAUGUGAAUCUGGUUACUGCAGGUUACCAACCAAAACCGUUGUAACAUGCUUAGUAAACAAAGGAAAACCGACGAAACAAGAAAGGCUCGUGCUUCUUUGAUUGAAAACUCCUUAUUUCUAGAUACAGACGCACCUUAAUAUUAUAUUUUAGAUGCUUUUCAAGCUAUGCUUCAGCAUCAGCAUCGAGAAAUAUAUUUUCACAUACGCUAAAAAUAAUCUUGUGACGCACAGAACAACGUUUAAGUGCAGCCUUUAGGAACUCAAAACGUACAUUUUCUAAACUGUUGGCAACAUAAAUACAAUGGCUCUGAGUAAGCAAUAAAUUGGAAACAAAAACAAAAAACGUGUUAUUUUCAACAUUUUGCAUGGCUUUUUAUUACUUAUUAUGGGGACGGAAUAAUGGGAGAAAAUUGAUGAGCGACCGUUGCACGUCGAAGAUUUCCUCUCGAACAGAGGUUCUCGAUGAGGGUAUCAAUGUGGGCCCUAUGCUUCGGAGGGGGGAGGAGAAUUGGCGAUUAGUGCCCCCAAACGAACAAAUGCUUGUGGAAGCGAACGAGCAUCUUUCCCUUUUUUUCACUGUAGAUAAGAGGGUUUUGAGACUCUCGUUCACUAACAUGACAUGUCAGAAUAAGAGACCAUAUGAUCACAAUCGACUGCAACCUUCCAAAAAACUCUUGUAAGAACCAACAGAAUUUGAGCUGGGUACUCAAACAUAGGUUAACAAAGCAACAAACCUUUGAGGCAAUAAUUCAAUAUAACUACUUUUUUACGAUAAACUUGAGGUACUAAUUCAAUAUGCAGUUUGGUUGUACUAUUCUGAACAAAGUUUGAUAUAUUUAAUCUGACAGUAUGUUAUUUCACAAGCAAUAGGUAUGGGUCGUGUAUAGGCAUUUUACAAGAAAAAAUGGGCGGGGUAAUAUGGGAAAUUUAUAGAGUCCAUUAUCUUCGGAGCAGCCAUAUGCGACUUGAAUCUUGAUAGGCUCAUUCUUACAUUCGCUCCAACUAAUCGAUUGCAAGAAAAUGCAUGAAGUCUGCUUUGUUUUGAAUUGGAGUACGAGUAGGCCUUCCGAGGUUCUUUCUAUUGCCUUUGUUUACUUUUAUCUCUAGCAGAACAGGGCCCUCCAUCUCUCGCAUUGCUGCCACACUGUCCAAGAUUUCUUCAGGUGUGACUGCAGUAAAAGCCUGUUGAAUAGCAAAGCAGCGAUCAAGUUAUGAUGUGAAAUGUUUAAAGAACCCGUUUAUAGAAAUGUGCAGAUAGACUUGGCAAUGUGAGAUCUAGUCAAGAUCGGAUCCGUUCAUGUUGCGUCUCUACCAUGCUAAUCUUCCAAACGCGUGCGCGUGUUAUUUCCGGAACUCAUCUGGGCAAAUCUCGUAUAAACGCAAAUUGUUUUGGAUUGGAUCCUAUCAAAAGCCUAGGAUCAAAUCAAGAAGUAUCCGGGUCUUAUCUAGUCAAGGUCUCAUGUAAACACGGCCAGAGUCUAAAGACAGUGUUUAAAUGUUAGAAGUUUUGUGUAAUGAAGGGGUUGGUUUUAAUGUGUAAGACUGUUCUACCAAGGUAGAAAACGGUCAUCACAAAAAUCUGAAACAUUAAUGGAGAUGGCACUUUUAUGGCGAACAUAGACUCUUAACAUCAGUUUUUAUUUAUUUUUUUGUUAUGUUUUACGUCAAUUUUCAGUAAGGAUACUAAGCAUUUUAUAAUUUGGACCGCAUAAUAAUAUUUAUCAGUAUUUGGCUGGGAUAUUGCAAUAAGAGCAAUAGUUCUUAGAAAAAAGGACAUAAAAAUGGCCUUGAAAUCUUUUGCUGGUUAUCUCUCACCCUAACUUUUACAUAUUUAGAAGUAUUGCAAUGCGUUCUUUACGUUUAUGUGGUCAAAAUUCAAUUAUGUGUGCUUUAUGACAUCACACUUAAGAGCUCUAGGACUUACGCCUGUUACGUUCCAAGCUGCAACAACAAUAACCCUUCACCAAAUUCCAGGGGCUUUAACUACUUUUUAAUAUCUAGAGGAAUUAUUCUGCAUUCUUCAAGACUAUAUAGUUCAGAUUCAGAACAACUACUCAACAAUUGAUUUUUAUUGUAUUUUUCUAUCAGUACCCAUCUGUAAAGACAUUUUUUAUAAAAACCUUACAACAUUGGAAGAGUUCAAUGUGUGUGGUUCUUACCUGCUUGUAUCCAACUCCAAGGGCAAUUUGAGUGAUCCUGAAGUCUUCCAUUCUUGCUGCAUCGGUGGGCUGUCCACCGACUGAAUCAUGUGCCCCGUUAUUGAUAACAAUGUGUUUUAGAUUUGGUGGAGAGUGGUUGCCGAUUGUUGCUAGGUUACCCAAAUGCAUAAUGGCAGCUCCAUCACCAUCAAGGCAGAAAACCUGUUUUGAAAGAGAUUUCAUAGCUAGCACUAUGGGUGGAAAUAGAAAUGGAAAAAAUAAAUCAAGAAAAUUUUAUGUUACUGAGAAAAAAACGAAGGGAAUAUGAAAUAUGACUCUAUAAAGAAGCGUGUUUGGAUGGUCAAAAAAAACUUUAAAGGCAUUCAACAGAUACUAAAGGGGCUUAAGCAUUCUUUCCAUAAAAAUUGACAAAUCCGUGAGUGUGAUUCUACUUACAUGUUCAUUGACUGGCUAAUAUUGAUUGACAUAUUGAUACAUGGCUUAAUAUAUGUUGAUUGCUGCAAACUAUGCAUGUUGAACGGGGCUGACUGGAUUAUCAACAGUUACAAGAAUCUAAGGUUGUCACAAUUACUGCAAAAAUAAAGCAAAAAGCUGUUUAACCUGUCUUCUUGGUCUCUGCGUUGCAAUACCGAGUGCAAUGGCGGAUGCAUGUCCCAUACUGCCUACGCAUAAGAAGUCUUUCUCGUGACCUUGGCCUUUUGCUUCACGAUAUUCAAACAGCUCUCUUGAAAGCAUUCCUGUUGUUCCCACGACCACAUCGCGGUCUUUUAGGCAGUCAACUAUGUUCUUAAUUGCUUCUUCACGGUUUAAGGGAAAUCUAGAAAGAAGUUCCACUCACGUUAUACUAGGAUUUCUGCCAAAAUUAGGUUCAAAAAAAUUACGAGUAAUAUAUAAUAGUACUUUCCAUUUCUAAAACGCUUGAUUAGCUACUGGAAAACACUCCUGAAAAAUCAACGGUUUCCAACCAAACCGUGUUUUUGAAACUACCUAAUAAGAUGAAAUAAGACGACAAUUAAACUCUCAAAAAUCAAGCCUUUGAAAUGGGUUUGGGACGAGGUUGUCACUUGCUAGUUUUGUGAACAAAGAUUUUUGCCAGGCAUUAUGACUAAAACAGAUUGAAUCCAAAAUAUUCCAAAUACGAAAUGUAUGUAUAUCAUAAAUGAUCAUGUAGAAGGCAGAAAAUGACGUAUUUUUUAGGAGUAGGGUUUUCCGGGAACUCAAAUAGAUCAAGCGUAAUGCAAAGGAUACAAAAUCGACACCUGUUUACUUCCAGUUUACCUAGAGGAUACCUAAUAAAUUUUAUCUUCUAAAAAUGUCAAAAGAGUAAACAAGUAACUAUAUUUAUUUGAAAAAAACUUACUUUGGCUCAUCCUUGGCCAAUUUGUAGGGUAAAAACGUUUGUCUUCUCACCAGUAGGCAGUAUGGGCCUUUUGAUACUUCCAUAUGUUUCCUUGCAGUGUACAAUGCCUUUAGAAAAGGUUUCAAAGAUCAACAUUUGUAGGCUGACGAAAACGAAUUAAAAAAGCCAGAAGACAAUAAUUUUGGAGCCUCAAAUGAUGGUGAAGAUGCCAAAAACCUGUCAAAAAGCAACACGUUAGCUUGAAUGGAAAAAUCUAAAUUUUGUUGGAAAAAUCUGUCGAGCGUAGCUAGAUAUUUGGGAGUGCGAUUGCAGUGUUCCAGUGUUUUUCUUUAUAGCCUCAGGCAUACUGGAAAUGCUGUUGAAGAAAAAAUAAGCACUAUUCUUCGUGAUAUUUUGCUAGGUGUAACAUUCUGAAAGUUGCAUUACUACCAGAAAAUGAGAUUAUAUGAAAUUUUGAUGAUGCUAAAAACAGCAUAGAUGUACCAAAAAUUCUCCUUCAAGAAAGGCAAUUCUAACUUCAUUUACCCCAUGGUCAAAAUAGCUGGGUUUGAAUUCCUACGAACAAAGAGCCUUCAAGUGUGAUGAUGUGAUAUUUGGCUCUCAAUGAUUAAAAAUGCCAAAUCUACCUAUACAUAAUCUCUUUAGUCUGGUCCGAUCAAUCGGACACGGUGACUGAAGAUUUGGUCCAUACUCCAUUACCGGCUCUUGCAGUCUCUCUGCAAGAAAUACUUAUCGUUAGGAGGAAAACGAAAGAAUGUCAGUUCUGAAAAAACAAAACAAGUAAAGAAAAACUGAAUUAUUGUCGGCCUAUCAGUAUCGUUUUGUAAGCCUCUAAACCCCAAAAGGAGUGGCCUAAACAAGGCAAUAGUUCCUUUGCAAACAAAAUGUGUACAAGCAAAAAGUAACCAAGACACCGAUGUUCAAUAAGUAAAUGCGUAUAAAAACAGGGAAAUUUACUGUAUGUUUGCAAAACAUCAUUAGGCAUCACAUUUUAAAACGAUACAAGAAAAUAACCCUUUGUAGGGGAUUCCUUUAAUUUUUGAAACUUGACGCUUAAAAUUUGUUAAAAUGUUCUUUCUCAGCCAUGUUAAAUAAAUCAUUAAUUGCAUGAAUUGCAGAUAAAGUAUUUGUCAGUGUCUCAUUUUUAAAACGACUAUCUUUUGGCAAAGGAGUCAUUGUGCUGGCUGGCUGAUGGCAACAUCAUUUAGUGAGAGGUAAUUUUUUUUGAUCAAAAAUAAUAUUUGAUUCCUUCAUUUGAAAAAAACCCAGUUUAACAUUUUAUAUUUCUUUUAUAGGUUGUCGUAUUUCCUGUCCAUGCUUUUAAAAUGGAGACAGUUAGGCUGGAACAAACCAGUUGGAAGAUAUUGUAAUAUAUUUAGGAUGAACCUUAAACUGAUAUUGAUUUUAAAAACAAGGAAAUGUCACAAAACAAAAAUUUUUUGCCUUUAAUUUGAUUUAAUUUUUCUAAAAAGAGUUUUUUAAUCUUGAAAUUUCUGAAAACUCAUUUAUUCCAAUAAGGGUUAUAAAUGUAAAAGUUGCAGUGCCUUCGCAACAGAAAGUAUUUUGAAUGAAUGCAGAGAGACAGUUUGGGAAGGAAUACAAAAUUUGUAUAGCCGAAAAAAGGUUUUUUUGACAAAAGAAUUUUGCAUUCAAGGACUUUUAUUCCCUGUUUUGCAGAGAAAAUAAGGAAAGAAGAACAAUGUGACAAAUGAGUAAAGUUUUCCAAUGAUGAUAAGUAAAAAGAAAGUUUUACAAGAAAAGACCUUACUCUACCACACUAGUCAUCAUGAAAUGAUUGCAUCUAAAGUUAUUGAAAAUGGCAAAAGGGAUUUUCUCAACAAGUUACUCAUGCCUUUAUGCCAAAAGAGCUGGUUGACAUUGUUUACUUCAAGAGAAAAACAUAAUCUAGGCCACAAUUUUCUAAUUUUAAAAAUGGGGAAAAAUGUAUAUUAACUAUUUACCUAUACAUCUAAAUUUAUUUUCACUAAGAGCAAUGAGCAUUCGUGGUACUUUAAUUUCAUGAUAUAAAAACAACUCUUCUAAAAACUAUUUGGCUAAUAUGUUGGGCUAAUACUUUAAAAGGAAGCAAACUCCCCUGUUUAUUAAACGUUGGACUUGGCAUUCCAAAACUUUAUCCAAACCUACAAGCACACAUUUUAGCAAGGUAGUAAAUAUCAGAGCUUAUUAUUGGUGAAUAACUGAUCUAAAACUUUCAAAGGAAUACAAGAAGUAAAGUAAAAAGGAAAUUUUUGAAUGAAAAAACGAAGAUGUUGAUGAAUGUUAUGAAGUCUUACCUGUUCAGCACCUUCAAGAUAAUCUGGUAACACUUGAAAAGGAAUGCCACAAGCAGCU
This is a messenger RNA of Rhopilema esculentum, 11292 nucleotides long. RefSeq lists its product as uncharacterized. Gene Ontology annotation, biological process: signal transduction. Gene Ontology annotation, molecular function: protein binding. The record is from RefSeq and is a predicted model, not a curated record. Lineage: Eukaryota; Metazoa; Cnidaria; Scyphozoa; Rhizostomeae; Rhizostomatidae.